AUGACUACAGAUUCUACUCUUUCGUUGGUCCACACCCGCCUCUACCACCAACAACUUCGGAACUAUAUCAGUACCGCCGACCCGGACAGGAUCUAUUUAGUCGCUGACAGAGUGAUAUAUUCCAUCCACAUUUCGUCCCAAAAGCGAGAGACAAUAGCGGUCAUACCGUUCGAGCCGAAAUGCCUCACCGCGGGUUAUGGUUGGAUAGGUGUUGGGGGCUCCGACAAUGGAGAGUGUGCCUUUGUACGGAUUGCUAAUGAGGCUGCGCGUGGCGAUACACCUGUUUUUCAGUCCUCAGAUGUUGAUACUGCCUUACCCAUCAACUUGGAACCUCCGACAAGGCUUUCCUCUCCUUGGCCGUCUCGAGGAGAGUCCGAGUCAACUCGCCAGGCUUCAAGGCCGCUUAUGCCCGAGGUACAGUUGCACAAGUUUGGUGGCAGUAUUGUGAACUCGGUGACUAUUCACCGGUUGCCCGGUGCCGACAAGGGAUUCGCCGAUGAGGACAUUAUGGUCCUAAGUAAUAAUGACAAGACUGUCACCAUCUAUUCCCUGACUCGGUCGAAAGUCCUCAAGGUCCUUCAUCACCAAGCAUGCAUGAAUUAUGCUAUUAUGUCACCGGACUCCACUCUGCUUGCUGCGGUUGGAGAUGAGACUCAUGCAUAUUUCUACGACGUUACUUGUGAUUUGGAGACAACGGUUCUGACAGAGAACGGUGAGAAGCUUCCCGCGUGGGAUUGGGACCUCAUCCGUUGCAUAGAGAUGGAUAUUGGCACACGCUUCGACGAUGGCUGCUGUUUCACUGUUGCAUUCUCUCCGUUCAGUCGAUUGUGCGCUAUCGGUUCACAGUCCGGAGUUAUUACAGUGUUCGACGUGGCCACAGUUCGAAACCCGGCGGGCGAGCCAGACGGUAAGAAUGCGAUAAUAUGCAGUUUCAACUCCUCAAGACAGUGCUGUAACGGUGGUGCUGUGCGAUGCAUGGCUUUUGCACCUGAGCCUUGGGACCUCCUAGUGUGGCUUGAAGACAAAGGACGAGCCGGGGUUGCGGAUGUUCGCCAGACUUUUAUACGCAGACAGAUUCUAAAUCUAGAUAUGAACGACCCGGACUUGCAAGAAGUAUAUACGGAACCGGUACUGGAUGACUCUGAAGAACUCGAAUAUGACCUUGACGGUCGGGUUCUCGCUGACUCUCGGCAUGGAACGGAUGCAACCCACCGGGCUAUUCUCGAUUCAAUCGAGCGUGCUUCAAAUGAGCGGGGAAAUGGGGCGGAUAAUUCUCCUUUGCGUGAGAGCUUGAUACAGGACCUCACACAGAGGGAGAGGCUGAUUGUGGAAUUUUUGAAUACAGCACGUUGGACGUCCAGGUUAGAAGAAGGCCUGACUGAACGGCGAGCAAGGGUCAACGCCCAACCGCACCCUGUACCUCGCUCACAUAUCCAAGGCUCCACAGAAGGCACUCAUCGGUCAUCCCGUCCUACCUCGCCACCACACCGAAGUGACGCUCUUAUUGAUACGUUUCGGGAAAACUACCUUAGCCAUACGAGAAUUCCCAACCGGAACUUGAAUGCAGGGCGCGACAACCCUGUGACUCUUCCACAGGAAUAUCCCGAGGGUAAUAGAACAGUGAUUGGAACAGGAUCUAAUGUUGGACCGCAGCCAAGUCUCACUCUGACCUGGACAGCUUCACCGUCAGAAUUUCAGUCUGCCGCAUUCCUUGAUCGCUCGCAUGCUGCAGACCCCAAUGCCGAUGGUCCGAGCAGCUCUAAUAGUGAAGUAGGUUCGGAGAGUCGGGCUCAUGAAUCCCCAGCUCGCCCGUCUGCCACCAUUGAUCAUUCUAGCGCUUCGCGACUGACGGCAUCCGAUAGUCGGCAUGACUUGGGACGUCUGUCAACUUCGGAGUUGAGGACUAAUGUCGCUGCAGAGCGUCUUCGAAGGCAACGACAAAUUAUCAACGAGGCGCAAAAUAGAAACAAUCAACGUGAACAACGAUACCGGCAACAGCUCUUGGGCUUUGAACAGACACGCUCUCCUAGAUGGAUCAGGAGCGUCUUGAACGAGCUCCCAGACAGGGGUCUAGGGUCCGGAACUAGAGACCUGGAGUCAGGUAGCACGGCUGGAUUGGGGUUCGGCGCUGACGGAAGGACACUGUGA
This is a messenger RNA of Aspergillus thermomutatus, 2148 nucleotides long. RefSeq lists its product as uncharacterized. The coding region runs from base 1 to 2148 and encodes 715 amino acids. Gene Ontology annotation, molecular function: protein binding. The transcript is spliced from 3 exons. The record is from RefSeq and is a predicted model, not a curated record. NCBI's taxonomy places the organism in Eukaryota, Fungi, Ascomycota, Eurotiomycetes, Eurotiales, Aspergillaceae.